Molecule: messenger RNA, 1002 nt
Organism: Salvia hispanica
Lineage: Eukaryota; Viridiplantae; Streptophyta; Magnoliopsida; Lamiales; Lamiaceae
Source: RefSeq, a predicted model, not a curated record
AUGUUCUCUGGUUCAAUUUCAUCCAUUUGCAAAACUCUCCACGGCCAGCUUACUUCAAUUGACCUCUCUAGUAAUAAGUUGGCUGGUGAUGUUCCUAACUGCUGGGAUAAAACGCCGAAUUUGGUCUCUCUCAAUUUGGCUAACAACCGUUUUUGGGGUGAAAUUCCUCGCUCUUUCGGAUCUUUACAUGGCCUCAAUGUGCUACAGUUGCGUGGUAAUAGUUUAUCUGGAGAGUUUCCUUCCACUUUGAGACGUUGCCAAGAAUUGGUGUUUGUUGAUGUUGCAGGGAAUGAGUUAGCAGGAGAGAUUCCUACUUGGAUUGGCGAAAUAUCUGAUUUGGAAUUUCUAAACCUUGGCACAAACAAAUUUCAUGGCAGUAUUCCUUCUGAGAUAUGCAAUCUUACUGCUAUUCUAAUUCUAGACUUUUCUAGAAACAACUUGGAUGGCAUAAUACCCGAUUGCUUCAACAAUUUGACUCUUAUGACUCAAAGGAAUAUACCAGCGGAUCUAAAUUGUGCGGGUGUUGUUUUAUCUCUCUCUUACAAUGAUAAUCUUCCAAACCAUGUUAACAUAAGAUACUACGAGUUUUCAUCAAUUCAAUGGAAGGGGCGGGAAUCCGAAUACAGGAAAAAUCUCGAGCUUCUUAAACUCAUUGAUUUUUCAAGUAAUAAAUUGAGUGGAAACAUUCCCCAAUCAUUUACCAAUAUGAAGGGAUUGAUUUCCUUAAACCUAUCAUCAAAUAGGUUGACAGGAAAUAUAUUGUCACAUAUUGGUGAUAUGGAGAUGUUAGAAUGUCUUGAUCUAUCAUCCAAUCAAUUGUCCGGAAAAAUACCGACAACCUUGGCACAACUACAGUACUUGUCUGUUCUUAUUUGUCGAACAACAAUUUGUAUGGAAAAAUUCCAACGAGCACUCAACUCCAAAGCUUCAAUGCAUCUGCUUAUGCCGAGAAUAAGAGGCUUUGUGGGUCCCCUCUCGCGUUAUGCCCCAAAGAUAGCCUGA